This is a messenger RNA of Symbiodinium pilosum, 3867 nucleotides long. The record is from the annotation of a GenBank genome assembly. Lineage: Eukaryota; Dinophyceae; Suessiales; Symbiodiniaceae.
AUGUCCGAGGAUCCAAUGAACGGCCGUGCCUACUGGCGUGCCGCAACUGCAGCAUUGGGCCUUGACCGGCCCGACACCGCUGCAGCGUUGUGCAUGCGCGGCAUUAAGGUCUUGGGCGACUCGGAUACCUUAUCUUCACUCCUGGAGGAGGCCAAGCAGAAGCUUGAAGAGGCGAAGCGUAACGAGGAGGGCAUUCAGACCGCGCCCGCCUGCUCUGAAGAGGAGCCUAGCAUUGCAAGCGAGCUCAGCGAGCGUGCGGCUGCUUUGCUGCGGAGCCAUCGCAACCAGGAUGAGGCGGAACGCAAGUUCGACGACGUGAGGCGUGCCGUGAAGCUUUUCCAGGCAAGCUUACAAGAGGACCCGAAGAAUGAGGAUGCUCUCAUUGGUCUUGGCGAGAUCCUGGAUGAAGGUUUGGGAGGUUUGGAACCAGACCCAGAUGCAGCGCGUGUGAUGUGGAUGCAGGCUGCGACAACCGGAAGCCAGCGCGCGCAAGUGAAGCUUUGCCCGGGCACCUGGCUGGGUCACACUGCAGCCAAACUGUUCCUCGUAGUUUGGAGCAAUGUCAGCGGUCUGGCAAGAGUCGUGGCGUCUUUGGGUGGCUACAUGAUCUUCACGACCGGAAUUUUGUUGUCGGAAGCCCUGGGCUACAACGUUGGCUCGCUAGAGGAUGCAGCAGCUUUCAUCGUUUUCUUUGACCUUGGCUCUUGCUACACUGUGUGGACACUUCGAUCGCACAUCAACUUGCGAUUCUUGAUAGCUCUCUGGCUUCCCUGGGUGAUCUUCGAGCUCAUCGGCACGAGGGUGCUGAUCGCUAACAGUGAGUCUCCUUGGUUGAAGCGCUCUUUCGGAAUACUUUUAUUCGUUGUUUUAGUAGUUGAUGCCUUCGAGCAGUACAGGAAGCGGCUGGCAUCCAGCCCCAGCAGCGACAGCUCGCCGCAAAAGGCCCAGGCGGUGGGUCAUCCAACUCUGGAGGGAGCAAACGAUGCGGUGCCGGCCGCUGCACCCGAGGAUGCUGAAGGCGUUGAGGCAGGCGAAAUGGCGCGAGUCCUCCAGAAACAGCCUCGACCAAUUGGUUUCGACGUGCAGAGGCCGCGGGAUCUGGCAAAGGCUGUGGUGCUGGGUGCGACCGGCGGCCUCCUGAAAGGCAUGUACACCGUGCCUAUGCCAGCCCUAACGAUGUUCAUCCUUUUCUCGGGCAUUGACAAGGAUAUGUGGCGCGCCAAUGCUGUGUGCAACUCCGUGGCAGGCCUUCCAACAAAGGCAUACUAUCUUUUCGUAAUGGAGAAGCGUUUUGACAAAAGAAGAAUACCCCAGUACGUCGCAACUGUGCUGGGAGUGAUUUGUGCCACUCCACUUGGCAAUUUCAUUUCGCGGCGAAUCAACAAAGAGACGUUCAAGGAUAUUGUUCGUGCCUUGACAUUCACCGGCGCUUGUUCGAUGCUAGCCGCCGGGACUUCCGUGGCUGCUUGGGUGGUGCUGGCCGCCUUCAGCUUUUCGGGUGCCGUCGCCUUUUGCCGCCACCGAGGGCGAGCUGCAGGUGAGGGCCAGCGGCCAAACGUGAGUGGCCCAGUGACGGCACCUGGGGAAGUCCCUGCCGCCAGUAUUUGCAAGCUGAAGGUCGACAUUGCUGCUGAGAGUUGCCGUGCUGUGAAUACUCUGGGCUACCGAGGUCUGCUGCUGGAGAGGCUUCAAACUCAGGCGCGCCGAAGCCAGCAACACGAGAUAGGUAUCGAAAGCAACAAUCACUACACAAACAACUUGAGCCAGCUCGGGUCCGUCUUAGACUUUGACAAGGACCUCGAUGCCAAUGCAGUCGAGUUGCCAUCGCUGGAGCCAAAGGCCAAGCACGAGAACUGGAGUUCUCACCGACAAUGGGAGAGUUGGGGCCUCAGUUGCCUGAGUGAAAGGGUUCGCGGACUGGUGAAGCUCCUGGGCAUCGGCGUCAUGGUGAGGGUCCAGGUGAUGUCCGUUCUCUUUGCUGCGGGGCUCUUCAUUGUUGCUGUGGAAGAUGUUGUUGGCAUCAACAAAUCAGCAAUGAUGAUGGUCUUAGCCGCGGUGAUGUGGACGUUCUUGGCAGUUGGCUACCAUCCCAACAAUUCGAAGGCGGGGUACAUGCAGCUCCACGAGGAGCUGAACCGCGGGCUGGAGGAAGUGGGCAGCGUGCUCUUGUUCCUGCUGCCUGCCAUGGGUGUUGUGGAGUCCAUCGACCACUUCGAUGGUUUUGCCUUGGCUAACAUGGCCAUCCGGCGGGCCAUCGAGGGGAGGAAGGACCGUCUGAUGCCCAUCAUAUGCAUCUUGACUUUCUUUCUUAGCUCUGUCAUUGACAAUCUUACAUCCACGAUCGUUGCCGUGAAAAUUCUGCGGCGGCUCGCCUCCGAAGAUGAGGAAUACAGGCGCCUUUGCGGCGGACUUGCUGUUAUUGCAGCAAAUGCAGGAGGUGCAUGGUCACCAAUCGGUGACGUGACCACCACAAUGCUUUGGAUACAGGAGAAGAUAACAGCCACAAAUACCGUGCUGUGGUUGUUUUUCCCGUCAUUUGCGGCAGGCGUUCUGCCGCUGUGGGGUUUGAGGUGCCAGGCACGUCGCCUAAUAGCCGAGCCUUCACCGGCAGAGCAUCGCAUCAAGGACCGAAAGAAAGGUCCUGGAUGGGAGCAGGAGCCUCUGAAGGAAGCGGGUCUGGAGGAGGAUGCUCCAGACCAUAUCACCAGACAAAAGGUUGUCGCUUUGACAUUCGGCGUGCUGUGCAUCCUCAUGGUACCGGGCCUGAAGAUGGGCUGUGGCUUGCCACCGUACCUGGGCAUGUUGCUGGCCCUGGGGCUCAUGUGGCUCCUGACGGACGUGCUGCACUUCCAGGGCCACCUCGAGAACGGAGCAGCCUCUCCUGUUGAAGACCACGGACCGCCGCAGCUCGGCGUGGUCAGUGCCCUGCGCAAGGUAGAUCUAACUGGGCUUCUCUUUUUUACUGGUGUGCUCCUGGCUAUUGGUGCCCUGAACGCCGCCGGGGUCCUGAAAGAGUGCGGCCUCAUCAGCGAUCCAGCUGACUCUCUUGUCUCUGGUUCUGGCUAUGGGGAUUUCGGAGCAGGCACGGGUGAGCGGCGAGUCGGGGUUAUCAAAAACUGGAACCACGAGAGAGGCUUCGGUUUCCUUCGCACAGAGGGACUGGAGAAGGACACCUUCUUUCCCCGAAGAGAGCUACCACCUGAGUUUCAAGGCGAAACUGCUUUGAACGGCAUCACCUUUGCCUACGAUGUUGCAAGUGCUACAGAUGGACGGCCUCAGGCAAGAAACCUGCAGUUUGUGGGCGGUGCAGCUCAGACCAUUCCCACGAAUUCACCUGUCAGAGUUGAAGGCUUUGGAAACCGAUGUGUGGGUCAAGUGAAGAGCUUUUCCGGCAAAGGUGGAUACGGCUUCAUGAGCAUAACGGCCACUGGAGCUGACAUCUUCUUCGCCAAGCGGGAUCUUCCAGCUGGCAUGCAGGAAGCCAAUUUGAUCGGGCUCCAGUUUGAGUUCGACGUUGGCUCCAGCAAUGACGGACGUAGCCAGGCCAAAAAUCUCGUAUGCGUUGACCCGAGCUCCACCAACUUCGGUGCUGUGGGGCCAUCUGGUAAGGGUCAUGGCAAAGGUCUGAAGCUCAGGAAGGGUAUCCUGGGAGUGAUUGCGCGUCCAGGCAGCCAGAUUCAAGCAACAGCUCAAAUAUCUUCGAAGCUUCCCACGGUCAACACCGUUGAAUUUUGGGCUCGCUCGAGGAGCCUUGGCUUUGAAACGUCGAAGUUCAAAACAAGACACAGGUCAAUCAAAGCUCUGCUUAGGCAGGCCUGCCAGUGCCACAUUUACCUCAUCUACCCGUGUCAUCUACCUGUUGGAUAA